GUUAACUGAUCCUUUUUUUUGGUUAUAACCUAGAUUGGUUACACAUUCCUCAUUGUUAUGGGCUGUUCACAUCAUAGUGUUAUUGCAUUAUUUUCCUUGCACAUUCUACCUCUGUAAGCCAGUGAGCUGUUGCCUGGGUUGCCAACACCUGUGCAAAACCAUGCUAAGCUCCCUCCAACAGCACAUGUGCUAUAUGCAGCUUUGAGCAUUACCCCCCCUCCAUCUUUUCAGGACUGCUAUUCAUAGCUUUGCUUGUCAUCACAUGAUCAUUGCCAACGUUGUGGCUUGGCCUGGCCCACCCUAUCCUCUUGUGCCCUGUAUAUCUCACCGACUCACCUCUAAUCUUAGGCUUUCACUGCUUGUUGUAUUUCCUCUUUGCAUAUCGCUCCUGAAAUUAAUAGUUAGGUUACCGUGAGUGGGGUGGCUUGGUUUACCUCUUUGAGAUGGUUCUUAAAAUUGUUUCGCUUCUCACUUAUUUGCUGUUCCAGAUCUUUCUUUUUGCUGAAAUAUUUGUGUUUUCAUGAUUCAGCAUGCUCAGCAUAUUCUUGCAAGUUUUAGAGCAUGAAUUCUGUCAGUGUAAUGUGUAAUGUUUUUUCUUGCCUUACAGUUUGUUCAUUUUGAGAACAAAGUGGCAAAUUUUUUGGAGUUGUGGUUUGGUGGGGUGGGGGCUGGUCAUUGGAGAAUGGCGAGGGAUGCCCCCUAGUGUGACAAAGUACUUUCGUCCUUCACAAUGUCAGGACUCCUAGAAAUAAUUCUAGUUUGUGUUCUUCCUUUGCUUCUGUAGCUUUGCACUGGAGUUACACUGCUGGCUUUGCAACCAAGAAGCUGGCAAACUUGAAUGAUUCCACACUUUAAACUUUCUUUAUACCUUGCUGUUAGAUUUAAAAAUGAAAAUGUACCUGUUCCUGCAACUUUUAAAACAAAAUUCAAUAAUCAGUGCCCUCAGAAUGCCAUUCUAGAGUUAUUGUAUUUUUACUCUGAAGAUACCAGUGAGAGCUGUGGCAAAGCUGGAAUCACUUUGCAAAUUUUGCAUACCAGAACCUUUUCCAUUUGUCUCUAUGUACAGUCUCAUAGGCUUUAGCACAGUGGUCACCAACCCUCCCACUUGAAGUAUCUAUUUUUCUGCAUUUUCCACCUCCAAUCCAAAUCUGACCCACCAAGGCAGUAAUGGGUGGAUCAGGUGGGGUUGAGUCUGCGGACAGGGGUGAUGGCCACUGCUUUAGCAUUUCGCUGUUGUCGGGUCAAAACCUUGUAUCUCCAAAAUAGUAACGUUACAGGAGAACAAAAAAAAACUUACUGUACUUUUAAUGUAAGUCAAUGGAACCAGACAUUUUUUCAAGUCGUUUUAGGUAAUUUCUUUUAGUCCAUUCAUCAUGAAAUUUUCCUACAAUGUAAAGUUGUAUUUCACAUGUACAUGUAUCCACAUGUAUUUUCAAAUUGUGUCAAAAGCUGAAAAACGUCAAAAUGGAGAUGAGGUUUUAUGAUAACAGCGAUAUGCUAAUUUCACCUUUUUGUAAAACACCAAAACAACUGUAAAAUGGCAGUUUGAGUGUAUUGAUUCUUGCAUAUUGUUACUAUAUUAAUAUAUAAGCAGUAUAUUAGCCUUGUACCUACAGGACAAAACUACAUAAGCAAAUUCUGGUUUAAGAUAAGAAUAAAAAAUAAGCUACAUUUUUGUCAGCAGCUCUGCCUACUAUAAGGCCAGGAAUCCCAGAAGUAUUAGUCCAAUAUUCUGCAUGAUCUUUUCUGUCUUUUUUCCUUUUUUUUCUGUUUCAAAGUUUUAAAUUCCAAAUAUUUGGUAAAACUGUACUUUAUUGCUGUUGUAUUGUCAUGCAUUUUAUCUAAUAGGUUACCUGGGUUAGUUAAUAUGUUGUUGGGUUUUCUUUAAAACAUUAAAUCUUUAGCACCUAGGUCUUCAAUCAGUUCAUAAAAAUGUUUGAAUAUUAUUUGAAUAUUAUAAUCACAUUGUCUGGUGUGAAAGCUGUCAAAUGCAUUGUCCCACAUUUACAGUGUUUUUAAACACAGUGGUGCAGGAAGCUACUGGCUCAAACAAGAAUUGGUCAAAACAACACUCAGAUCUAUUCAAAUCUGCGUAGUGCUGACACAAACUUAGCUGGCUUAGGAUUGUGUUUAUGUUUCUCAUAUGCCUGUUGGGUUAUGUUUGCCUGUUGUCAAUAUCUUUAAUACAAAAAUCUUACUUUUCUUUAUUAUGUAUAAAUAGAGUGUAUACACAUAAAUAACAGAACAACACUAAAUGUAUUAUGCACAGUAGAAUUAAGUAACUUUAACAUUGUUAGAGGUUAUAUGGCCUUUUAGCCUCUUGUUUAUCAAGUUCUUAGUAUUAAAUGACAAAAAUGUGAGUUUCUUUCAGCAGUAUUGUUAGCUUUGGUCAUUUCAGAACAUUGGUAAUACUACCAAUGUAUUACUACCAGUUGGUAAUACUACCAAUUGAUUUACUUUACAAAAGUCUUGGGCAGCCAAGAGAGUUAUUUAAAACUUUAUUAAUCUUAAAAAUCUUAAAAGGAAAUAUGUUUUGCCAGUAAAAGUAUAUGACACUUGAAUGAAUAUAAAGAAACAUAAAUACACAGAACACAUAACAGGAUCUUUUUUUAUUAAUACAGGGUGAUUAAAAAAGAUUCCUCCAAUUUCAAAAUGAUUAAUUUCACUUGUAAAUUGUAGCACAACAAUGCAGUAAACUAUAAACGGAUUAAAUGAGCAUAAAGUUUAUUAUGUAAUUUUACAAUAUGAACCUCCUCCAGCUGUACAGGCAACAUCAACGCCAUAGUCAAAUUCAUCCCAUACAGGAUUGAGCAUGUUGGCUGUCGCUGCACUCACAGGUCUUUCAGUGCGAUUUCGGAGAUCAUCCAGUGCUUUGGAACCAGCACCGAACGCUGUGAGCUGUUGGAGGUUCGCUGCCCACGAAAAUCACGCUGCACAGUUAUGACAGAUUCACUCUUAUUGAAGUGGAGAACGCAGAAGGCUUCCUGCUCAGGGGUCUCCUCUCCUCUCAGACUGAAGGGAGACAUCUUCCACUAACAGUCAGAAACUCUAUGACUCCCUCUUUCAUUUAGAUUGUGGUUGGUUUCUAGACACCUCACGGUUGUAAAAAUAUGCCGCUUUGAAAUUGGAUUGAUCUUUUUUUAAUAACCCUGUAUUUUGGAAGAAUAUUGUUAAAAGAACAUAGGUUUGGUUUUGACUUCUCGGUGCACUCUGUUCACUGUGUGGUAUGAAAUUGUUAAAUUCCAUCAAAGUACAUUUUAUUUUGAUAAUUUAAUGAAGGAUUAGUUAAUGCAGGAUUAAUAGUUGGAUUCCUCAGUGCUUGAGUUAACACAGAUAUGACAGACAGUGAACACUUACUGUACAGAUAAAUGGCUUUAUGUAUUUUCUCAAGACUUUAAUACCAGAUAAGAUUUAAAGCUAUAUAUUAAGGCAUUUUAAAAAUGUACAAUAAGUGCAGGUUUGUACCUGCUAGUGAAUAACCUUUAAUAUUUAUUAUUAACAAGUCAAAACAAAUUUAGGGUUUUUCAAGUCUCCAAGCAAAUUGAGAUUAAUUUAUAAUAAGUUGCUAUUAUGAUGAUUAUUAAAGUCUAGUAAAUGUACAGUUGUACAGUGUCUUUAUUGCCAUAAUUGUAGUACAUUUAGCUUUGACAUAUGAACAUAUCCACUUAGUUAUUCAGGGUAAUAUGUUGGUUCAUAUUGAUAAUUAUUAGCAUAUAGUUAUAGAAAUAAUAAUGAAUAAUGAAAAAUUGUAGAAAGAAUAUAAAAAUAUCUGUUACCCAUACAGUUGAUGCACUGUGGUAAGAGUUCAUGUUUUAAUCCUUUACGUAAUAACUUUCUGUGUCUACUGGAUUUUCUGUUUCUACUGUAUUUCCUCCUCUGUGGGCUCCAUAACAUGCUGCAUCUUAUAAUAGACUUCUUUCAUAAUCUGACAUUAAAAUACAAAGUAAUAGUAGCUCUGUAUAGAUGGACAGUUGGAUCAUGUGUGCUCUAAUCAGACAGGCCUAAUCUUAUUUACUGCGAGGAAACAGUGUCCACACUACAAAUCAUCCACUUUGAUUUUAAUAGUUUGGAUGAACCUGGGAACUUUGCAUCACUCAAACUAGUUUCACAAUGUAUUCUUACUUUAAAAUGUGAAAACAUUGAGAAUUUGAUGCGUUUCGGUGUGAAAAUGGAACUAUGAUCUCAUGUAAAAGUCACUAGAGACGAGGGCUGAGAUCAUUAAAGAGGUCAACCUUAUUUCUGCAUUUAUCUGCCACUUAAUCUAAAGUUCAUAAUUAGUCGUCUUAUUCAGAUUAAGGGUUUGGUUGAAGGUUUGCCCUCCUGAAGGUUGUGCUUUGCCUCGCAGGAUGAGAAGUGUUAGUGUGAAUGAAGUGGAAAAGAAUAAUUUUUUUUUCUCAACAGUUCUUAUGACCUGUAAUGAUUUUAGGGUCCUUUUUGUUUGUUUGUUUGGUGUGUGGCAUUUUUUUUUUUUCUAGUUUCUUGUGCUUUCAAAACUUAUUUCUUUUGAAGCUAAUAGUCUUUACGUAUUAAAGCAAUUGGUAAACCAUUGUUAGUCGUUGAUUCACCUUGUUUCCUAAAGAGUUUAAGAUUUUGUUGUAAUAAAUUUCAAAGCAGGCAACAUUUUUGUGGCAGUAGGUGCUCAUCAAACUAUUUCAUGUUUAAAAACAAAACAAAAAAAAAAAAGCUUAAACGUGAUCCAGUUUCUGUGUAAUUGUAGACUUAUAAUGCUGUAUUAGUUUAAUCCUCCUACUUUGUGUUGCAUCAGGGCAUUAUUCCCACAUAUUUGAGCAUUUGGAAUGGUAAGGCCAGACUGGAGGAUGAAUAGAAUGUGGCUAGAUUGGAAUUCAUUUACAGACAAUGCUUUGCUUUGAGAUGUGUUGUAUGAAAACACCAGCGGCUUUGGUCUGUUGCCUUCCAUCGGUUCUCUACAGAAGAAAUUGCUCAUUUUCAUCCUUCCAUCUUCAUUGCCCCAUCUCUGAGUGUGUAUGUCUUGAUGGAAUUCCCUCAGGUUUCAUUAUUCUUUUCAGAUGUAGACCUUUUGAAAAGAUUUUAAAAAGUUAUAGUAGUUUAAUUAUAUAGUUCCCACUUCUUCAAUGGCUGCCCACCACCACCACUCUUUCUUAUUCUGUCAUCAUAACACUGUGUACAUCAUUCUGUUGUGAAUCCUCUAUAUGAAUGCUUUUAAAAUGUCUUGAAAUGUGGUACUUGACAUUGUUUAUACCUCAUUCCUCAAAUAGGGCCCAAAGUAGGCUUGAGACAUGGAUCAUUUUGGAUUUUGAAGGCUCACUGCUGAUGAGUUCCAUUUUUAUUAAUUAAUUCAACUCUAAACAAAUUCCUUUUGUUCUUUUAAAAGUCAUUUUCAAUGGUCAGCUUUUAUUACUCAUUCGUUGUCUCGUUUUUAUUCCAGGAAUUUCCCUCUGAAGCAGGGAGUGUCUGCAUAUAAAAUGGUCUGCAGUUCUCUGCUUCAUAGAUGUACAUGACAAGAAUACAAGAUGAAAGCUGUUUUUUGGCACGAGAUGCCUCCUCCAUCUCCUCUGGUAUGACCAUGGGAAGUCCCAGCAGUGCUUUUCCCACCUCUUCCAGCUUCGGCAUGCACUCCUCUACCUCAGCCACAGACCGGGGCCCGGUGCAUGAAAACAGCACACCUGGUGAAGUAGGUAGCCGUAGGAAGGCAGAGAUGCUGGCUGCAGAAGGUAAACUGCCCAGUGGCAGUGGCGGAAGUGGAAGGGGGUGUGGAGAGAAGGGCGGGGGAGCCUCUCAGCAGCAGCACCACCAUCAAAUGAUGCCCUCCAAACGACCCGUCUUGAACAUCUCGCCCCCGCCAGAAGACCUUUUUGAUGACAGCCACAUGUCGGGAUGCCAAGACGACCUGCUCCAGGACUCAGAGCAGAGCAACAGUAUCUGGACAGAAAACUCUGUCUCAAACUUCAGCCUCAUGAGCUCUAGCUCCUACAAUGAUAACACAGAGGUUCCUCGAAAGGCCCGGAAGCGCACACCACGCCAACGGCCUGGGUCAAAGCCGGCGUCUGCCGAAGAAACCAAUAUGGACGUCUUUGAUGCGGACAGUGCCAAAGGCCCACACUUUGUGCUCUCUCAGCUUGGCCCAGACAGCAAGGCCUGUGUCAAAACAAGCUCUAACGGAAACCAGGCUUCUGGUCAGAAAGGCGGGAUAUUGUCUGGCCAGUACCCACAGAAGAGCGAAGGGAAAGAGCUGAAGAUCCUCGUCCAGCCGGAGACCCAGCACAGAGCCCGUUAUCUGACUGAAGGCAGCCGGGGCUCCGUGAAGGACCGCACACAGCAAGGCUUUCCUACCAUCAAGCUUGAGGGGAUGAAGGAACCAGUAGUUCUGCAGGUGUUUGUGGGCAAUGAUGCUGGCCGUGUGAAACCUCACGGAUUCUACCAGGCCUGUAGAGUGACGGGUCGAAACACCACUGCCUGCAGAGAAGUAGACAUUGAGGGCACCACUGUCAUCGAAGUGUCUCUGGACCCCAGCAAUAAUAUGACUCUCGCUGUGGACUGUGUGGGGAUCCUGAAGCUCCGGAAUGCUGACGUGGAAGCUCGCAUCGGUGUGGCCGGAUCCAAGAAGAAAAGCACCCGUGCCAGGCUGGUGUUCAGAGUGAACAUCGCUCGAGCAGACGGCUCUGUGCUCACGCUACAAACGCCCUCCUCUCCCAUUCUGUGCACCCAGCCUGCAGGUGUUCCUGAGAUUCUGAAGAAGAGUCUACACAGCUGCUCAGUACAAGGAGGUGAAGAAGUGUUUAUCAUUGGAAAAAACUUUCUCAAGGGAACAAAAGUCAUAUUUCAAGAGAACGUCUCAGAUGAAAAGUCUUGGAGGGCUGAGGCUGAGAUUGACAUGGAGCUUUUCCAUCAGAACCAUCUUAUUGUGAAAGUUCCACCAUAUCAGAAUCAAGCCAUCACCUGUCCAGUAUCUGUCGGGAUCUAUGUAUUGACGAAUGCUGGACGUUCCCAUGAUGUGCAGCCAUUUACCUACACUCCAGAUCCAGCUACAGAUGUGUCUGUGAAAAAAGAGACCUUGCCUCCAGUCAAGCCCUGUUCCUUUGAACAGAUCAAAGUAAUGGAUGGUGGUUUGAUGGUCCCAAUCUUGCCUCUUGUCAAAAGCGAAGAAGUCACUCCCAUGGAGGUCUCCAGUAACACUGGAAACUUUAAGCAGACCUCAGAUCUGAUGAAUUCAGCCCAGCAGACGCUAGAAAUUAAUAACAACAUCUCUACCAACAGUCAGUCAUUCUCAAGCUCUCUGGCCUGUCAACCAGCAGAACAAGAACAGCCUCAGAGUUCUGUUUUCUCCAGCAAAGAACCAUUAAGUACCAUUCAGAAGCAAGACAUUGCACCCAACAGCUCCUUCCAUGUGCCUGGUAAACCGCUGUUGCAGCAAGGGACCCAGCAAUUCCUUUUGGAUACUGAGAGUUUGACCCAGGAGAGGUCUGGCAGCAGUACUGGUACAAUGGUGGGACUUUCCCAAAUGGACGACAGCCCACAGCAUCAACUGUCUCUCUUGCCUCCAGAUGAGGUGGCGCAGCUGGAGCAAGCAGUGCGACAGCUGCAAGCAAAGGGAUUUUGCAACAUUCAUCUUCAGUCCGAAGAUUCGCUGGCAAAAAAGCAGCAGCACCGACUUCAGCAGCAUCAGCAAAUGCAGCAGCAGAUCCAGCAGCAGCAACAGCAGCAGCAGCAGCAGAUGCAACAGCAACAAGUUCUGGAGAACCUGCAGCAUCAGCUUUUUCAUCCCCAGGUUCAAAUGCAGUGCAGUCCAGAGCAGCAGGGCUCCUCGCAAAGCAUAGUGGAAAACAACAAUGCACUUUUCCAACAGCCAUCUGCACAACAGCAGCAGGCUGCUCUGUUUCAACAAGCAAAAGAUCUCAUCUCCAUUCAAACCAGCUAUCUUCAGCAGACACCCUCUCAUUCCUCUCCUCCCUUGUUCCACACUUCCACCUCCUUGGCUGAGGCCCAAGCCCCCCAAGAGGCAAUGUUUCACACACAGAAAACCUCACCUACCCAGGAGCAAGUCCAGGCUUCCCUUUUCCAGAACACUAUGAAUGUUCUUGAUGGGUCCAGUUUGUCUGCAGAACCUCAGCCUUCUGCAACCAGUAUGUUUCUUUCUCAGAGUGCCUUACCUGGUCAGCUCGCAGUGAAUAACAACCAGUCACAACAGCUCGCUUUCCUCAGCUCAAUGCAGACAUCUGCCCUUGAGGCGCAAUCUGUGUUCCAAGCCUCUGCCCAACUGGCUCCCAUUCAGCAGAGCACACCCAUGGACCAGCAGUCCCCACAACAGACCUCACAAACCCAGCCGGGCUCUCUGUUUCAGGGUAUCUCCCAGUCAUCAAAUGCCAAGCUGUCCCCUAACCAACAGCAGGCUGGGUUGCUCUUUAACUCUCUGAGCUCAGCAGUGGCACCAGAACAGAAUUCUGGUCUCUUGUUCAGUGGUCAGCCUCAGAUGACCUCAAUGAAUAGCAGCAGCCUGAUUUCCUCAGAGCAGCAGAAUGCAUCACGCCCUUUUGCCCAGACCAGCCUGGUCACGGUUAGGCAGGAAGAGGCCUCUGAGCCCAUGUCCUUUCAGGAUCAGAGCACUGAUGUGGCAAAUCAGUCUGCAAGUAAGCAAACCAUGUUUCAGGAACAACAGCCCAUGCAGCUUGCACCGAGUUCAGGCACCAGCUCAGGCAACCUUUUUGUGGCACAGCCCAAUAUGCCAAGGAGCAUUGCCUCCCAAGAGGCACUUUUUGCUCCACAGAAUGGUGUGGCAGGACUUCAGACCACCACCUCCUCACCAGUGCAACAGCCUGGAUCCCUGUUUCAGACAACAGUGAGUGGAAGCCUCAACCAGCCAAGCCAGAACCAGCAGCCUAGCAUCUUCCUUUUUGAAAUACAUAAUGAUUGCACUCAGCUGAUGAACUCCCAAGGAACCACACUCUCAGACCAGAUCAUUGCCAUAAGCCAGUCUGGUCAGAACCAGAGGGAGAGUGAUGGGCACAUCCAUUCCUUACUCAACCAGUCCAUGUCAGAAUCUGGGAAUAUUCAAAAUGUUCUAACCACCUCCCAAAACAUGGAGAAGAUCGAUGACCUCCUUGUGAGCCUUCAGGAGCAAGGCAAGAACCACCCUCAUUCCUACUAGGACCUUACAGAUCCCACAGACAGGCUUGGAGAAAACCGGGGAAGUCAUUAUGGGUCAAUGGCUGAAGGGUGAAAGCUGUGACGACUUGAGCUACGUAAAUGUAUCAUUCUGAUAUCAGCGCUACAGAGAACAUCAGCAGAAAGUUUACUGGUGUGGAGGUCAAGGAGUUACUUCAUUCAUGCCUUAGUUGAACAGUGUCACUACAAACAAAGAUUUCCAAGAUAUGCUGUGUCUGUCAAGUCAAGCACAGCACACUUUUGUGCUGUUUGUCUUUAGCUGUGAAUGAAACAUAUCAUGAAAUAUGGAAUGUUUGGUCUUUUUGUCAGUUCUCAGCAAGCACUUUGCUUUUUUAUGAAGUCGUAUCAGCAAGUAAACACAUUUUGAGCUCACUUUUCUUGUGACUGAUGCAUUUUUGCCAGUCAUGUUUUUUUUAAUCUUGUACAUUAAUAAGAUUAUGAAAGGUUCAAACAAAAAAAAAAACAACAAAAAAAAAACCUUGUAACAUAUUUUGACAUUUUAUCCUGGUAGCACUUCAUUUGUUUAGAUGUUUGUUUAGCACUGUUGGUCUCAACUCCACCCUCCUUCAUGCUUUCAGUCUCAACAUGAUUUAGACAGUGCUAAAAACUUGCAUAAUCCAUCGUUUGUAAUCAUCAUCUCAUGUAGCUUGUGUAGUUUAUGAAAUGUAAUGUUCUGAGAGUUUAUCUCUUUCAAAAUGUGUCUAUUAGUGCGUUUAUUGUGACAAAGGAGAUGUUUACUGCUCUACAGAUUCUAAAAAAUUUACAUAUCUCGCUAGAUGAUGCCUCUGUGCUUCGUUUUAUUGCUUACUAGCGUCUGGCACGCUGGUGGUGGGCAGUUUGACUUCUUAUUAUCAAACAAGGUCCUACUACCAACAGCUUUUUACCAGGUUAUCUUGCCUUGGUGCUACACACAAAAGGAAUACAACCUUUUAUCACCCAUUUAUCCUUAGCAUAUUAACUUUGUACAUAUUCUCAGUACAGAAUAAAUACAUAAAAAAUUUUCAGCUAGUAGACGACCCGUCAACGCCUCAACUUCUAGCCUCAAAACAGCACCACCUUUUACACACUUUAUGAAAACUUAGGCCAGUUUUAUGGCUCAGAAGGUUUUGGUAAGUAGGGCUGCUUUGUUACAAAUGGAAGAGAAGAAUGUGAAGUGAGAUGCAGAAUUUUGCUCUCAAAUUCAACGCCAGGCUUGUUGUAAAGCUGCCAAAUGUUUGUUUUUAUGGUUGUGGUAGGUCUCACGCUAUUAAUAUCUGGCUAGUUGAGAAUCAGUUGGCAAACUGAUGUUUUUUUUAAUAAAAAUAAUCAGAUGCAUACAUUACAAGAGCCCUGUGCUCUGUAAUGCUUAAGGCAAUAGCUCAUUUGAGCUUUUAUUGCGGUGAUUAUCAACGGUUUGGGGUGUCGUGUCUCUCAUGACCAUUCUAACUAUUUUAUGCUUAGUUUUGAAUAGUGACUAUUCUGACCUCUGCGUAGGUGGGGGGCGCUCUUUUAGAUCUUUAAAGGAGUCCUCUGCAUAGAUGUGAACUGAAAGAGCUGUCUGUGAUUGGCCUUCAUCUCUGUACAAUACUGAUUUUCAUUCAUGUGUUUUAUUUGUUUCUGACUCUAUUUAUGUGAAUAUCAACAAAUAUUUUCUUUAUCAAAUUUUGAAAAAAAAACUUCUAACUUAUUUUUUUUUGCGUUGUUAUUGUCUCCAGAAACAUUUUCGUCAAAUCGAGGGGGAAAAAAGCUGAUUCUGUUAACUUCCAGCUCCAGAAAUGUGAUUAAAAAAACAUCUCUGUAUUAUAUGAUCAUCCAUCUUCAGCUGCAUGGAGUGUAUAAGUUUAAAAGGGUUAACAUUCCUGAUCCUAUAUUUUAUACUUUCCUACUUUUAAGAUUUUUAAUGCCAGGUCAGAGCAGAUGUCCUAGUGUUCGUCCCUGUCAGAAUUAUUGAAACGGAUACUACUUAAAACGAUAUAAAACUUUGGGGAAAACUAAGCCAUAUAAGCAAACAUAACAUAAUGUAACAAAACAUAACAUUUAUAGCCUCAUCUGACUUUGGACCAAUAAUAAUAUUUUUCUUCAUUAUUCCAUUAGUUUGUUUGUUUGUUGUAUAUAUGAUAUUUAAUCCUUGAUUUUAAUAAUCCACGAAUGUUAAAAAGCACCACAUUAACUUAUCGAGUAUGCAGUACAUUUUGUAGAUCUGUACUGCCUUUAAAAUACAUACCUAAAUGUAUAUUUAGAAGCAAAAAAGCAAAGUUUCUAUCUUUGUGAUCUCUGUGAAAGGAAAGACUUAAAUGGACCGUUCUUCUUUUCCAGUUCACACAGUGAUCUGCCUUGUGGCUUUUAGUCCCACUCUAUUCGUAAUUUGCUAAAACCAGGUUUUCUCCAAACACAUUUCUCGAAAUAAUUUUUUAAAGACUUUUUUAUUUAAAGAUGUUUUUCUAAAUGUUACCACACAAUGGAAAAUCCACAUGAAUAUUAAAUAACUGGUAAAUCGGAGUUGAUAGUCGUGCCUUUGACUGAAAACUGUAGUUGAUAGCUGGUUAUUUUCUCACUUGUUUUAUAGACCAGUGAACUUCAAUUAGCAAUCAGUGCUUCUGCCUCAAUUGUUCAGUUAUCGCUUGAGGCUGCUGUGCAAUUGGACUUGGUUAAAUAUCCCAUCUUCUACUUGGUCAGUCUUCUUUUUACGGGAGUGGAAGUUGUCAACAUAACUAUAUUAUUCUGAUGAAGUUCCUGAUCAACUGGAAGAAACACUCAUUCAGAUUCUCUUCAUCUGACUCGCUGACAUGCAAACCCAGUCGUGAACAUGUUACCUGCUUUUCCUAUAUGGAAGUAGAUGUGAUAUGAAAGUCUUUGGUUUGUUAUUUCUGUAACAAACUUGCGAAGUGUCACAGGUUAGCCUGGUGUAUGGAGGGAAAUAAGGCGGUGACUUGUUUUGUCUGUUUUAUCUGUUUUUGUUUAAAAGAAAAUAUUUUAUCAAGUUAAAAUGUAGUACAGUCUACAUUAUAUUUUGUGUUCAUGUAGGCAUUUGUACUCCUGCAGUUACUUUUUCUGUAUUCUUGCUGUUAUCAAUAAAAUAGAUCGUUGUUCUAAAAACAAA
Molecule: messenger RNA, 12220 nt
Organism: Pygocentrus nattereri (red-bellied piranha)
Lineage: Eukaryota; Metazoa; Chordata; Actinopteri; Characiformes; Serrasalmidae
Gene: nfat5b
Product: nuclear factor of activated T cells 5b
Exons: 14
Coding region: 5471-9124 (1217 amino acids)
Biological process (GO): cytokine production; regulation of transcription by RNA polymerase II; calcineurin-NFAT signaling cascade
Cellular component (GO): transcription regulator complex
Molecular function (GO): DNA-binding transcription factor activity, RNA polymerase II-specific; transcription factor binding; RNA polymerase II cis-regulatory region sequence-specific DNA binding
Source: RefSeq, a predicted model, not a curated record